GGAAGAGCAAGUGCGCGGGAGCUGGGCGGUGGAGUGCGAGCGCGCAGGCGCGGCUGGGGCCGGACAGCGACUCCGGAAUCUCAGCGAGUCCCACUCUGCGUCGCACCCCGAGCCGCCACCAUGGCCGCCUAUAAGCUGGUGCUGAUCAGGCACGGCGAGAGCGCUUGGAACCUGGAGAACCGCUUCAGCGGCUGGUACGACGCCGACUUGAGCCCUGCCGGGCACGAGGAGGCGAAGCGCGGCGGGCAGGCGCUGCGAGAUGCUGGCUAUGAGUUUGACAUCUGCUUCACCUCCGUGCAGAAGAGAGCAAUUCGGACUCUCUGGACAGUGCUGGAUGCCAUUGACCAAAUGUGGCUGCCUGUAGUGAGGACUUGGCGCCUCAAUGAGCGGCACUAUGGGGGUCUGACUGGUCUUAAUAAAGCAGAAACUGCUGCCAAACAUGGUGAGGCCCAAGUAAAGAUCUGGAGGCGCUCCUAUGAUGUCCCGCCACCUCCGAUGGAACCCGACCAUCCCUUCUACAGCAACAUCAGUAAGGAUCGCAGGUAUGCAGACCUCACUGAAGAUCAGCUACCCUCCUGUGAGAGUCUGAAGGACACAAUUGCCAGAGCUCUGCCCUUUUGGAAUGAAGAAAUAGUUCCCCAGAUCAAGGAGGGGAAACGGGUCCUGAUUGCAGCCCACGGCAACAGCCUUCGGGGCAUUGUCAAGCAUCUGGAGGGUCUUUCUGAAGAGGCUAUCAUGGAGCUGAACCUGCCAACAGGUAUUCCCAUGGUCUAUGAAUUGGACAAGAACUUGAAGCCCAUCAAGCCCAUGCAGUUCCUGGGGGAUGAAGAGACCGUGCGUAAAGCCAUGGAAGCUGUGGCUGCCCAGGGCAAGGCCAAAAAGUGAAGGCGAGCAGGCAGACUACUUUUCCAAGGACACCCUCCCUACCCAUCCCGUUCCUCCACAUUUCUUCCCUGCACAUGUCACACUGACCACAUCUGUAGGCAUCUUAAGUUUUAGCUGCAGAUGGGGACCAGUGGCUCCUAAUUUUGUUUAGCCAUUUGUCUCUUGCACCCACUCUCUUCAUAUAGUCUAGUCAGAAUGGCACUUCUGGGGCAUGAGUCUUCAGUCCCAAGCUGAGGGAAGACUUUUACCCAAAAGUAGAGAGUUAGUAACUCUGGUGUUUUUGCUACUGUUUAUUGAGUUGGGGAUAGGAAGGAACCAUGCUAAGAUGUGACCAAUGAGAAGUAAGAGAGCCUAUUUGUAUUCCCAGGAGCCAGUCCUGUACUAUUCUGUAGUCAGGUGACUGUCUAGGGGGGCUCCAGUCAUUCCAGUGAAAGAAUCAUUUCCCCUCUGACCCCAGAAGAGUUGGC
This is a messenger RNA of Neofelis nebulosa (Clouded leopard), 1352 nucleotides long. It is a transcript of the gene PGAM1, whose product is annotated as phosphoglycerate mutase 1. Gene Ontology annotation, molecular function: intramolecular phosphotransferase activity. The transcript has 4 exons. Gene Ontology annotation, biological process: glycolytic process. Bases 121 to 885 code for a protein of 254 amino acids. The record is from RefSeq and is a predicted model, not a curated record. NCBI's taxonomy places the organism in Eukaryota, Metazoa, Chordata, Mammalia, Carnivora, Felidae.